AUGGAUCCUCCCGAGUUCGACCCUUCGGCAGCCAAUGGCGGUAAUACCCAUGAAGUCGAUGUCAAUGCCCAAUUCGCCGGCUUUGAAUACCAUGCUGUGUAUAUCGGCAUCUGCGCUUAUCUGGUCUGGAUGAUUAUCCCUGGUCUUGGUCUGCUGUACGGAGGACUGGCCCGCAGAAAGUCUGCCCUGGCGAUGCUAUACCAGUCCUUUGGAGUGAUCGGAGUCAUCUGCUUCCAAUGGAUGUUUUGGGGAUAUUCUCUGGCCUAUUCUCGCACUGCCAGUUCCUUCAUCGGUGACAUGGCCAACUUUGGCAUGCAGAACGUCACGGCAGCGCCAUCCCCGGGCAGCCCAUAUCUGCCUGAAAUCGUCUUCUGUCUCUACCAGCUGCUUUUCUGCAUUUGCACGGUGAUGAUCGUGGUCGGUGGCGCGUUUGAGCGCGGUCGUAUUAUCCCGUCUCUAUUUUUCGGGUUUUGGUGGGCAACGAUUGUAUACUGCCCUAUCGCUUGCUGGACCUGGAAUAGCAAUGGCUGGCUGUACAACCUCCCUUCCCUCGAUUACGCUGGAGGUGGGCCCGUUCACGUCGCCAGCGGUUGCUCGGCUCUCGCCUACGCUCUGGUCCUCGGCAAGAGAAAGCUUCACGGCCAUAGGACUGCGAUGAGACCACACAAUGUCUCAAUGGUUUUCAUUGGCACCUCUCUGAUCUGGUUCGGCUGGUAUGGCUUCAAUGGCGGAUCGACUCUCAACGCCACCAUUCGAUCCUUCUUUGCUGCAUGGAACACGAACGUCUCGGCGGGAAUGGGCGUCAUCGGCUGGUCCGUUGUCGAUAUGAUCCGAAAUAAGGGCAAGCUCUCCCUCGUGGGAGCAUGCGAAGGCGCAAUUGCAGGCCUCGUCGGUAUCACACCGGCUGCCGGGUACGUGUCGGUGUGGCUUGCUGCUGCCAUUGGUCUCAUCACUGCCAUGGUCUGUGCUGCGCUUCAGGAUGUCAACGACUGGCUACAUAUCGACGAAGGCAUGGAUGUGUUCAAGCUUCAUGGCAUUGGUGGAAUGGUCGGCUCCUUCCUGACCGGCAUCUUUGCCUCCUCAUCCGUGUCGUUGCUUGACGGCUCCACGGAUGCACCUGGUGGCGUCGACGGUGUUGGCGCCCAAGUCGCGAGGCAGCUGGCCGACAUCGCCGCCAUCUCCAGCUACUCCUUCACGGUCUCGCUCUGCCUUCUUUACAUCAUGAAGGUCAUUGGCAAGUACAUUCCAUUCAUGGCCCUCCGCAUCAGCGAGGAAGCUGAGAUCCGUGGUAUCGAUGAAGACCAAUUUUUCGAUGAGGAGGUUGGCGACUGGUCCUUGUUUGAGCAUAGUGGCAUCACACACGAGUCGAAGAUGGUUUCAACCCCUUCUACUCCGCCAGACGGGGCCGACAAGAAGACGGCGUCUGUUGAGCCAGACUCAGCAACGGCAUAA
This is a messenger RNA of Capronia coronata CBS 617.96, 1452 nucleotides long. RefSeq lists its product as uncharacterized. The coding region runs from base 1 to 1452 and encodes 483 amino acids. Gene Ontology annotation, molecular function: ammonium channel activity. Gene Ontology annotation, biological process: ammonium transmembrane transport. The transcript has 6 exons. Gene Ontology annotation, cellular component: plasma membrane. The record is from RefSeq and is a predicted model, not a curated record. NCBI's taxonomy places the organism in Eukaryota, Fungi, Ascomycota, Eurotiomycetes, Chaetothyriales, Herpotrichiellaceae.